Messenger RNA from Kluyveromyces lactis, 870 nucleotides. It is a transcript of the gene CAB4, whose product is annotated as putative pantetheine-phosphate adenylyltransferase. Gene Ontology annotation, biological process: coenzyme A biosynthetic process. The coding region runs from base 1 to 870 and encodes 289 amino acids. Gene Ontology annotation, molecular function: dephospho-CoA kinase activity. The record is from RefSeq and is a predicted model, not a curated record. The transcript has a single exon. NCBI's taxonomy places the organism in Eukaryota, Fungi, Ascomycota, Saccharomycetes, Saccharomycetales, Saccharomycetaceae.
AUGGGUACUAGAGUGGGUAUUGUACUUCACAAGCUCCAUGGUAUAGAUUUUAACAAUGAGUUUACUAGCGUCGUAGAACAGACUCUUCCCUUUUUGAGGGAUUCUACUGAAUACAGCUUGGAUAUAAUCCUUGAAGAGAAAUUCGAUAACGCUUACCAUUUGGAUUCUUAUUUGGGGCAUAUCUAUAGCAUAUCAAGGGACGUUCUUAUCACCAAGGAGUUGUUCUUUACUAAUAUCAAUGUACUAUUCAAUUUGUCGGAGAACAAUCUAUUGUAUGAUGUGAUUUUCGCACAAGAAUCCGCAACUUCACCUAAUUACAAAUGCAAGAAACUCAAAAUAUUCCAGCUAUCUCCCAUUUCAGAGUCCUAUAAUGGCACAUUCCAGCCUUUGGAGAGAAAUCAAUAUAGAGUCAGUGCUGUGGGCGGUACUUUCGACCAUAUUCAUGAUGGACACAAGAUACUCUUGAGUGUGGCGUCUUUCAUCACGAACGAGAAACUAAUAAUAGGAUUAACAAACCAAGAAUUGUUAGCAAAUAAACAGCAUAAAGCGCUUUUGGAACCAUUUAGUGUAAGGUCAGCAAAUGUUGAAGAAUUCCUCAAGCUACUAAAGCCAUCUCUCAAAAUCGAAAUCAUCGCUAUUCGGGAUGUAUGUGGGCCAACAGGCACAGUACCUGAUAUUCAAGCGUUGAUUGUUAGCCGGGAAACCCUGGGAGGUGGGAAGAUAGUCAACAAGACAAGACUUGACAGAGGUCUUUCUGAACUUGAUAUUAUUGUGGUGAACGUUCUAGGGGGGCAAGAAGAUGACGGUUGGAAGGAAAAGAUGAGCAGUACUGAGCUAAGAGAGCGCCAUUCUAAAAAGUUAUCCAAAUGA